This is a messenger RNA of Mollisia scopiformis, 843 nucleotides long. RefSeq lists its product as uncharacterized. The transcript has 2 exons. Bases 1 to 843 code for a protein of 280 amino acids. The record is from RefSeq and is a predicted model, not a curated record. Gene Ontology annotation, molecular function: DNA-directed DNA polymerase activity; deoxycytidyl transferase activity. Gene Ontology annotation, biological process: error-prone translesion synthesis; error-free translesion synthesis. Gene Ontology annotation, cellular component: nucleus. NCBI's taxonomy places the organism in Eukaryota, Fungi, Ascomycota, Leotiomycetes, Helotiales, Mollisiaceae.
AUGCCCACGCAAGACCCCACCAUUCCUCCAGCUGCAAAGCCUACUAAAACGCACUUUGAUGCUUGGAAUUCCUCUUCAACCGGUCAUCAAAGAGCUGAGAACCGCCUUGGAGGUUCGACAGGAUGGAGACUCUCUCGAACAACGAAACUAGGGUAUCAAUUCAAAUCGCAAGGGACUGGUGGCAAAAGGAUAUUAGAUAAAGUUGGCGCAGGCUCCGAAGACUGGGACGAUAAAGCAAAAGCAUUGAUACCUAAACAUGUCAGAGAAAGGGCAAAAGUGAGCGUCGAAGAUAUGGUAGCUGGAAAGAGCGCAAUGUCCGGAUCACAAUCGACAAUCUCAGAGUCGAGAAGGCUGCCUUUGACCGAAGAGGAAAAGGUGAUGGCGCAGAGGAGACUGGAAGACGAGGAAAGAGAACGCGAGAAAGCCAGUACAUCCAAAGGAAUGUUCGACGGGCUUGCGGUAUAUAUAAACGGCAGUACUUAUCCGUUGAUAUCAGAUCAUCGUCUGAAGCAACUUCUUGCGGAAAACGGUGCCAGACUGUCUAUCAGUUUGGGGAGACGUCAAGUUACUCAUGUCAUUCUGGGUAAACCAUCAGCAGGCCAAGGAGUUGGAGCUGGAGGAGGUCUGGCUGGAGGAAAACUCGAGAAAGAGAUUCGAAGGGUCGGUGGUUGCGGUGUAAGAUACGUUGGGGCUGAAUGGGUGCUCGAAAGUAUCAAGGCCGGCAAAAGGCUUCCUGAAACACAAUUUUCGAACCUUAAGGUGGCUGCCAAAGGACAACAGAGUGUCUAUGGCAUGUUUAAAAAAUCAAACAGUACAGCUUCUUCAGAAGCUGGAUUCCCUUAA